Molecule: messenger RNA, 4690 nt
Organism: Candoia aspera
Lineage: Eukaryota; Metazoa; Chordata; Lepidosauria; Squamata; Candoiidae
Gene: ADGRL4
Product: adhesion G protein-coupled receptor L4
Exons: 16
Coding region: 424-2754 (776 amino acids)
Biological process (GO): adenylate cyclase-activating G protein-coupled receptor signaling pathway; cell surface receptor signaling pathway
Cellular component (GO): plasma membrane
Molecular function (GO): calcium ion binding; G protein-coupled receptor activity
Source: RefSeq, a predicted model, not a curated record
CCUAAGGAAAGUCAUCAACAAGACAGAAGCAGGCAGAUUUCACAAGCUUUGGGAAUGCUAGAGUUUUGAUAUGCUCAACCAUCUUCAGAAAAGGGUGAUAAUAAGCUGGCACCUGGUUUGCCCCCUGUUUUUAUUUCUAAGCUUUUCUCCAUAGCCUUCCAAGGCCAAGGUAAUUUCCAAGCAGUUUGGUUUAUAGCUCUUUCCACAGUCCUUAACAUCUCAACUUCUGUACCCACCUUCCAUGCUGAAUGCAACAUUCCCAUCUAUUCUAUUAGCCUUUCUAUAUAAUUCUUUUAUUUUAUCUCCCAACUUAUUAUUCACAAUUUGAACCUACCUUGCCCUUUCUUUAAAAUAUCUGAAAAAGCAUAUCUGAGGAUAAAUGUCAUCGUAAAGUCAGCAGUUUUACAGGGCUUUGGUCUUGUAAUGAACAUGUGUGGAUGUUUGGCACAUGAGCAUACACCGUCCAACAGGAUUUCUGCAUUUGUAACAACGGAACUUGAGACUGAGCACUUCACAGACGCACCAUCCAUGAAGCUUCUCUUGGUUUUAGUGUUACUUUCCACCCUGCUGGAGAGUUGCUACAGCCUCCAGAACUGUACCAACCUAUGUCACAAGCAUGCAAAAUGUGAAGUUCGCAAUGGAAUCCAUGGUUGUUACUGUAGCCCAGGAUUCACCGGACCUGGGAUAGAUGCAGAUGGCAAUGAAGGUUGCUAUGAUGAUAAUGAAUGUGCCAAUGCCACACAACUUUGUGGAGAAAAAGCAAACUGUACAAACACCAUGGGAAGUUACUUCUGCACGUGUAAAGCUGGAUACAAGUCUAGUAAUGGGAACACAAGCUUUGUAACCAACGAUGGUACUUCUUGUAGAGAUAUAGAUGAGUGCAGUGAACUGGGAACUGGUGCCUGUGGAGAUCAUGCAAAAUGUGACAAUGUGGAUGGAGGAUAUAGCUGCACCUGUAAUGAAGGUUAUCAACCAUCCACAGGAAAAUUACAGUUUAAGCCAUACAAUGGCACUUCCUGCCAAGCAAUACCAACAACAAACUGUGAAUUGAACGACUGUAUAGCUAAAAACAUUAACCAGACUUUAGCUAAAAUUAGAGAAUUAAAAGAUCCUCUGGCUGUAUUACAAGAAAUCAAUAAGAACAGCGUAGGACCAAUUUCACCAGUAGAAGUAAUUUCUUAUGUUGAAAUGUUAUCUGUAUCUUUUUCCUUGCUAAGUGUCACAAAUUACACAAUUUCUGAUGAGAGACUUCGGAAUCAAACUCUUAAUGACUUUGUCACUACUGUAAAUAAUUUUGUUCAGGAAGAUAAGAAAGCAGCUUGGGAAGCUGUCCCAGCAGAUAACAGAAGAAGAAGUCUCACUAAAUUGAUGCAUGCUACUGAGGAAACAAUGGCCUUCAUCUCUCAGAAUUUCCCAAAGAUGGCAGAAGUAGAGGUUAAUGCUAGUGAUUUGGCUGUAAGACUUUAUACUUUUGACAUACAGUACAUAAGCCUCAUCAAUGAAAAUAUCCAGAUGGGAGGAGAUAGUAUAAAGGUCUCUGCAAAGAAAAAGGAAACAUCUGCUUCUAAAGGCACCGUUGCAGUUGUGUUUCUGCGAUAUGACAAUAUUGGAGCUCUGCUUUCAUUAUCACAGAACUUUUCACUGAAAGAAAAUACAGAGCAUGGAGAAACAGUAGGUUCAUCAGUUAUAGCUGUUACAAUUAAGUCCACUCCACCUAGGCUGUAUCCAGUUGAGAAAAUAACAUUUACUUUAAAACAUACACAGACUGUAGGCAAAAGAGAUGUUAAGUGUGUCUUUUGGAAUUAUUCAGAAGACACAAUGGAAGGGAACUGGGCCACAGAAGGAUGUGAGAGGACCCAGUUCAAUAGCACACAUACGUCAUGCAGAUGUAACCAUCUUACUCAUUUUGCUGUCUUAAUGUCUUCAAAUGGCUCUAAAGUUGAAACUAAGGAUUAUAUUCUUACAAGAAUCACUCAGCUUGGAAUAAUUAUCUCAUUGAUUUGCCUCGCCAUAUGCAUUUUCACAUUCUGGUUCUUCAGUGAAAUCCAAAGUACGAGAACAACAAUUCAUAAAAAUCUCUGUUGCAGCCUUUUCCUGGCAGAACUUAUUUUUCUGAUUGGAAUUAACAUGAACACUAAUAAGCUAUUUUGUUCCAUCACUGCUGGAUUGCUCCAUUACUUCCUCUUAGCAGCAUUUGCAUGGAUGUGUAUCGAAGGCAUUCACUUGUAUCUUAUAGUUGUUGGAGUAAUCUACAAUAAAGGAUUUUUACACAAGAAUUUCUAUAUCUUUGGCUACGUAAGCCCAGCAGUGGUGGUUGGCAUUUCUGCUGCACUGGGAUACAAAUAUUAUGGAACAACUGAUGUAUGUUGGCUCAGCACAAAGAAUAACUUCAUAUGGAGUUUUAUAGGACCAGCAUGUCUAAUAAUUCUUGUUAAUUGGAUGGCAUUUGGAGUAAUUAUCUAUAAAGUCUUUCGUCAAACAGCCAUGCUAAAGCCAGAAGUUAGCUGCUAUGAAAAUAUAAGAUCCUGUGCACGAGGAGCACUUUCUCUCCUUUUUCUCCUUGGUGUUACCUGGAUUUUUGGCGUGCUCCAUGUCAUCCAGGGAUCAGCAGUUACAGCAUAUCUCUUCACAAUUUUCAAUGCAUUUCAAGGACUGUUCAUCUUUAUAUUUCUUUGUGUGUUGUCCCGAAAAAUCCAGGAUGAAUACUCCAGGUUGUUCAGAAAUGUCCCUUGCUGUUUUAGAUGCUUAAGGUAAAUUGAUGGAAAGCCAAGAUGAGCAGCACUGUGGAAGAAAGCAGAAAACAAGAGGCUUUCGAAAAAUUGCUAUAUUGUGAAAGUAUGAAAUGAGCUACUGAGCUGUCAUCUCUCUUAAAUCAAUUAUUUUCUCUCCGGUAUAGAUUUUGUACUUAAUGUGCACUCAGGCACACUAUAUUGUGUACAAAACUGCAUAUCUGUACAAGACAGACUGGUUUAUUGUGUAACAAAUAAGUCUUCUAAAGGAGCCCAGGACUCUUCAGGGCAAACAGCUAAAGCUUGAAAGGGGGUAAAGUAAAUCCAAGAUGCAAAGCUGUUUUUGGGAGCAGAUUUGCUCUUCAUUUCAUACCUGAUGACUUGGGCAUGAAAUAAUUUCACUUAUUCCUGUUUAAAGAAAGUAAAGCCCAUUAGAGGGUUAAUAAAAAGAGUUUACAUUUAUCAAAAUAUCAUGUUCCCCCUUUAAAGGAGCUAGGUUAAGAAAAUAGCAAUGUGUGAAGUUCUUUAGUUCUCUUGCUAGCUGAAAGUUUAGAUGGAAGUCUUUGCAGACUUCUAUUAGCUAAUCCUGCCCUGUCCAGUGGUGGUGCAUACUAAUCAUUCAUUGGCCCCAUGGGAUGGGAAAGACUCUAUGUGCCUAUCAGUACAGGGCUAAGGAUAUAAAGGAAAUCUGCCACACAGUUCUUUUAAAGUAAAUGAUCUGCCAAUAUGGGUUUCUGUCAUGACAUGGACAACAGGGAUACACAGCAAAAAUAUUCAUUUUUCCCACCUCAAACUUUUUAUUCAAAACAACAUAUCUAUACAACAAAGAAAAGGGGUGAAACUCCUUAUAGUUGGAGAGAGAUGGGCAUUUUAAAAAAAGGCUUUUCUUCUGAAGAAACUGCAUUAAAAUAUGCAUUAGGGCAAUGUUCUGUAUAACACGAGUGUGGAACAUAGUUGAAAGAACUGUGCAAAGCAUACUGAUGUGACAAAGUACCUCUUCUUAAACUGGUAAUGAAGCCAGGUCCUGCAGAAUGCGCAGCAUGGCCACUUUGAAAGCUUCACCCAGUUGCAUGCGCACGCACACGCACACACACGCAAGAACUCAUGAUAUUGAUGUACCGCCCCACAUCCAACACUGCAGUCACAGCUAUUGUGGUGAAACUGGUAAUGACAUUAGGUGGGAAACAACCACCAAAACUCCAAAGUAAGAUCUAAGUCAACAUUUUAAGAACUGGACCAUUGCCAUCUAACUAGGUCUGGCAAGAAGAAAAGUAGGCCUGUGUGAACUGACUUAAAUUUGCUUUAAUGAAUUGACUUGGGUUAUGGAGGCAAUGUGAUUUGUUUUGCUGAGGUGAAGAAAGCAUCCAGAUUCCUUUGCCAAAGUAAUGUUGGUAGCCUCAAACAACGUUAAGGCUGGCUGGAAUCUUUUCACGCAAGGCUAAUUUGAGAUUGCCCAAAACAAGCAUUUGACCUUCCCAGCCCAGAUGACCUUUAAAGCAUAUGCUAAUGGUCUUUAAACUGGCCAUUCCAGGACAUGGUGCCCAACCCGAAUGUCCAUCAGACCAUACCAUAUGUAGUUACAGAUGUGCCUCCUCCUAACUGCGGUUGUGUGUAUGUUGCAUGUAUAUGUGAAAACUGCAUUGUAUAUAACAAAUAUGCUCCCAGAAAGAACUCUUCAAGCCAGUAUGAUCAUCAGAAGACUAAUUUCAGUGUAUAAACUCAUUUGAAAUCUACAAAUAAGAGGUUUUCCAGAAAUGCAGAAUUUCUCCAGGAGGCUACAGUAAGAAACAAAUUUAGAGAACCGAAUAAAUGAGAGCUGAACCUUAAUGCUUAGAUGUAAGUGUAAAUCUGCUUAUUGGAUUAAAUAAAUCCUUUAAAUUAAAAAUAUCAAGGAGAAUGUCGCUGUUUUCCAAAUGCCAGAGCAUCUAUAUAAUAAUAAAUCAAAUCUAUGUUAACAAGAA